Archocentrus centrarchus (flier cichlid) is the source of this 2097-nucleotide messenger RNA. Its product is annotated as G protein-coupled receptor kinase 5-like. Lineage: Eukaryota; Metazoa; Chordata; Actinopteri; Cichliformes; Cichlidae. Gene Ontology annotation, molecular function: ATP binding; G protein-coupled receptor kinase activity. Gene Ontology annotation, cellular component: cytoplasm. The record is from RefSeq and is a predicted model, not a curated record. Gene Ontology annotation, biological process: regulation of signal transduction; protein phosphorylation; signal transduction.
GCUCUUCCACCUGUAAUAGCUGCCAUUUGCUGUGGCUACUGAGAAGUUGUAUUUUUUACCAAGGUCACUGCAUGAAGGCUGGAUACUGAUGAGAACUGUUAUUCUUACUACAGUCAAUGCAUAAAGGCUGGAUACUGUGCAGUACUGGACUAGUACACAACUUAUAGGGCAAAGGCACACUGCUACAUGGAGAUUGAAAGCAUUGUGGCAAAUACUGCUCUUGUUAGAGCCAGAGAAGGUGGGGGGAACAAAGGAAGGAGCUGGAAAUGGAAAGAGAUGCUUCGCUUUCCCCACAUUAGCCAGUGCAUCGACCUGGCCAUGAAUAUAGAACGAGACUACUAUAGUCUAUGUGUCAAGCAGCCUAUUGGCAAGAAACUGUUUCAGCUCUUCUGUCGGAGUCGGCCUGACCUGCAGAACUACAUUUCCCUCCAGGAUGCUUUGGAUGCCUUUGAGACUAAGUCAGAUGAGACAAGGAAAGAGUUUGGCCAGAGCAUAAUCGAAAAAUUCCUCAUGAGGCAGUCCACUCAGUGUGUGCCCAUUCUACUGAGGCAUGGAGAAAUCUGCAGACAGAGACUAGAGUUCAAUCCCUGUGGUGAUGUCUUCCAUGUUUGCAGCGAAGACCUACACGAUUACCUCAGCGACAAGCCCUUCAUCCAGUACCAGGACAGCAUGUUCUUUGAUCGUUUUCUACAGUGGAAGAAGCUGGAGAGGCAGCCCAUCAACAAACGCACAUUUAGACAGUACAGACUACUGGGAAAAGGAGGGUUUGGAGAGGUGUGGGCAUGUCAGGUGCGUUUCCCAGGAAUGAUGUAUGCAUGCAAAAAGCUGGAGAAAACCCACGUGAAGAGAGGAAAGGCGAGACCAUGGCUCUCAAUGAGAAACAGAUACUGGGAGGAACUGGACAGUCGCUUUGUGAAUCUGGCAUCUACUUACCAGACCAAGCACAGCCUUUGUAUGGUUUUGACCAUGAUGAGCGGCGGGUGGGUAGUUGACCUGAGGUUUCACAUAAAUUACAUGGGAGCACCUGGCCUAGACACCAGGGUACGUUUCUACGCUGCAGAAAUCUGUUGUGGUUUAAUUCACCUCCACCAGAAGUCAAUAUUAUACAGAGAUUUGAAGCCAGAAAACAUUCUCUUGGAUGACCACGGUAUGUUACAGCUACAAUACGCAGGCACAAUCCGCAUCUCUGACCUGGGCUUGGCUGUCAAGCUGUCUGAGGGGAAUCUGAUACGAGGCAGGGUGGGCCACACUGGGCUUAUAUGGGUAUCUCCUGAGGUGAUCGGCCAUGAGCAUUAUGGAAUGAGUGCAGACUGGUGGGGCCUUGGUUGUCUGAUUUAUGAGAUGACUAUAGGUCAGCCCCCAUUCAGGGUCAAAGGAGAGCAUCCUAAACCCUCAGAAAUGGAGAGAAGGAUCCAGAAAGAACAAGUGACAUAUGGUAACCACUUCAGCAAGGAGGCAAAAAGCAUCUGCUCUUUGCUAUUGACCAAGGACCCCACAAAGAGGCUGGGAUGCCAGGAGUCAGGAGGAAACGACCUAAAAUCAUCCUUUCUUUCAGAGAUCAAUUUCCGGAUGCUGGAGGCAGGACUUACUGAGGCUCCUUUUAAACCUGAUCCUAACUGGUUGUACUGCAGUGAUGUACAGGACAUAGAAGAAUUUUCUACAGUCAAGGGAGUCCAGCUAGACCAGACAGACAGCAUCUUCUACUCCGAGUUCAACACAGGAAGCAAUCCCAACUGGCAAAAUGAACUGAUUGAAACAGGAUGUUUUAGAGAACUGAAUGUUUUUGGCCCUGAGGGAUCUCGUUCUCCAGACCUGGACUGGUCCCAGGUACCUGAGCCCCCUAAACGCGGCCUACUGCGCCGAAUCUUCCACAAACAUGUAAGAACAAGAACUGUUCUCGGCAACCCCUCAGAUUCAUCAUAUGGAAGCAGAGAGAACUUGUUGUCCAGCGAGGGUUACACAGUGUCAAGAAUACACAACUCCACCCACAAUCCCAGCACAGACUCAAAAGGCGCUAAAAACAAAUGGCCAGCAAAGGGUUCUUCCCUUUAAAUCACAGCAUAGUGAUUUGUGUUUGUAUUCUCAUUUCUCUUACAG